Molecule: messenger RNA, 1469 nt
Organism: Umbelopsis ramanniana AG
Lineage: Eukaryota; Fungi; Mucoromycota; Umbelopsidomycetes; Umbelopsidales; Umbelopsidaceae
Exons: 3
Coding region: 269-1342 (357 amino acids)
Biological process (GO): vesicle fusion; exocytosis
Cellular component (GO): plasma membrane; SNARE complex
Molecular function (GO): syntaxin binding; SNAP receptor activity
Source: RefSeq, a predicted model, not a curated record
GACGCAUUCAACACCAGUUUUGCUUGCUCACUCAGAGCGUGCUGAACUUGCCACAGAGAAAUAUAUCUCACUGGCUCAUGUUCUGGAAGGCUUUGUCAUUCUCAAGCGAAACCCAGACUACAUGGAGGAGGAUGAGUGAUUCCAUUAGCUUAGCAUUUUUUUUUUUGUAGAACAACUUUUUUCUCCCAUAAAAAUCAAAACGUGACAGGCCAAAUCUAUUAAAGUGCGAGAACAUCCCCGCUAUUCUUCUUUUUCAUCUACUCUCAUCAUGUUUGGCCGUAAGAAAAAGUCCACAAAUCCCUUUGAAGAAGAGCCCAGUGCCCCUCCUCCGCCUUCAUCUCAAUAUCAGAACCAAGAGAAAUCUAGUGCCUAUACGCAGCGUUAUCCUAGCUCCGCCUCGCAAACGCACUCUCCCCCGCCAUCGUAUCGAUCUAAUUCACAGAGUGACCUUUCAAACCGAGAGCAGUUAUUUGGAGAUGCUCCAUCACGCUCUCGAUUCCAAGCCAGAAACCAGUACAACUCGAGCGAAUCUGUGCCAACUUCUGACCGCUAUGGUGGACGUAGCCGUUACAACGGCUCUAGCCAGUAUGGUGCUGGCUAUGAUGAGCAAGGUCAGCAAGAUGCUUACGGCUCCAGCAAAUGGGGUGAAGAUGAAGCAGAUCAAGAAGUUUCUGGUCUUAAGCAGCAGAUUCGCAACGUCAAACAAGAUACCCUAGCCAGUAGUCGUAACGCUGUGCAGAAAAUCAGAGAGGCUGAAGAAGCCUCUGGCAACACUAUGAAUAUGCUUGGCGAACAAUCAUCACAAAUUGCAAGUGUUGACAGAAAUCUCGAUCUCGCAAAGGCUCAUUCUGACCGAGCAUCUGCCAAGGCUAGCGAACUGAAGCAACUCAACCGGUCCAUCUUCAUUCCUGUCAUCAAAAAUCCAUUUAACAAAGCCUCACGCGAACGCAAGGAACUUGAGGCUGUGCGCCAAGACCACUCUGAGCAUAUGCAGGAGAGAAACGCCAUUCGUCAAUAUGAGUAUGAGAGUAAGGAACGCAUGGAAAGAAGCCAACGUGCCAGCGGUCGACAAUCCGCUAACGCUGGAUUCCGUGGCCGCUCUCAAAGUGAUCGUCAGCGCUAUCAAUUUGAAGCUGAUGAAGAAGAUGAUGAAGUUGAAAAUGAAAUCGACUCAAACUUGGAUUUCCUAAGCGAUGCUGUCGGCCGGUUGAAGAACAAUGCUCUCACCAUGGGAGAGGAAGUAGAGGCUCAGAAUAAGGUUCUUGAUAAAGUCGGUCGCAAGGUUGACCCCCUUAGCGAUCGUCUUACUAUGACAACCCAUCGCCUUAACAACACCAGAUAAACCUGUUAUCAAAAUAUAAACUGUUGUUUUGCUCGUUUUUUUUCUUUUUUUAUUAUUUCCAUUACUGUAAUACGUGCAUUCUUCUACAUGUUGACGUUUCAUUGACAAAUAUAAAGCACUAGCAAAU